Lytechinus variegatus (green sea urchin) is the source of this 1320-nucleotide messenger RNA. Its product is annotated as signal peptidase complex catalytic subunit SEC11A. The transcript has 5 exons. Gene Ontology annotation, molecular function: serine-type endopeptidase activity. The coding region runs from base 84 to 623 and encodes 179 amino acids. NCBI's taxonomy places the organism in Eukaryota, Metazoa, Echinodermata, Echinoidea, Temnopleuroida, Toxopneustidae. The record is from RefSeq and is a predicted model, not a curated record. Gene Ontology annotation, cellular component: membrane; signal peptidase complex.
UUAAUUGGGUAGACUCUAUACCAUACCGUCGAUGUGAAGUUGUGCAGAUGUUCGACGUAUGCUAGCAUAUUCCCGAUUGCAACAUGGUGUCUCUCGAGUUUUUAGAUGAAGUGAAGCGUAUGAAUAAACGGCAGCUCUUUUACCAGGUGCUUAACUUUGGUAUGAUAGUGUCAUCUGCACUUAUGAUAUGGAAAGGCCUUAUGGUUGUCACAGGGAGUGAAAGUCCAAUUGUAGUUGUACUCAGUGGGAGCAUGGAGCCAGCUUUUCACAGAGGAGAUCUUUUGUUUUUAACCAAUUAUCAAGAAGAUCCAAUUCGAGUUGGAGAGAUAGUUGUUUUCAAGAUUGAAGGCAGAGACAUUCCUAUAGUUCACAGAGUCCUGAGACUACAUGAAAAGGAAGAUGGAACGGUGAAGUUUUUAACCAAAGGAGACAAUAACAUGGUUGAUGAUAGGGGACUAUAUGCCAAAGGUCAACUAUGGCUUGAAAGAAAAGAUGUUGUUGGUAGAGCAAGAGGUUUUGUACCCUACAUAGGCAACGUCACAAUAAUGAUGAAUGAUUAUCCAAAAUUAAAGUAUAUAAUUCUAGCUGGCCUUGGCAUAUUUGUGUUGAUACAUCGAGAAUGACAUCAUUCCCAGGAACUCUUGCCAAUCAUAGCUUAUCCUCAUCUUUGAGACAACUUUCUUCAUGGAUUUCAUCAUUUGUAGAGUACUGUCUAGAUUGUAGUACACCUCCUUAGUAUUUUCCAUCUAGCUUUUAUUUAUGUUCAUCAUCUUCCUGUCUUCUGAUUGUAACAGUUUGUACUGCUUGCUUGGUGCUUUGAAACACUUGUAACUAGUCUUAAAGUGUACCAAGAACCUGAAAGACUACUUUGUAUAGUGCUAAAGUUCAAAGCCUGUCUGGUCCUUUAUAUUUUAGUAUAUUUUCAAAGAUUGAAUUCAUUGUCAAUGAAAAUCAUGAGUGUAUCAUAUGUAAAACAAAUGUGUGAAAGACACAAUCUAAGAUCUAACAUUUGUUGCUAAAGUUUGCAAUCCUAACAUCAAAAGUUGAAAGUCCAGUCCUCAUUUUUUUAUCUCGCCUGCAUGACAUUGAUUGUCACCAAGGUUUAGUUUUUGAAAUGUCAUCACAACCUUAAAAGUAUAAGGACAAAUAUAAUGAAACAUGAAGAUAGGGAUAAUCAAGUCUCAAUAAUUAUGUAGCAUGGGUUUUAGGUCAUAUAAUCAAGGUCAAGGGUCAUUUAGGGUCGAUGAUGAACGUUGACCAUUUGUGGUAUCAAAAUCAAAACUUAAAAGACAAGUCCACCCCAACAAAAAGUUUAUUUGG